This is a messenger RNA of Pistacia vera, 3269 nucleotides long. Its product is annotated as probable receptor-like protein kinase At1g30570. The transcript has a single exon. The coding region runs from base 470 to 2995 and encodes 841 amino acids. The record is from RefSeq and is a predicted model, not a curated record. Lineage: Eukaryota; Viridiplantae; Streptophyta; Magnoliopsida; Sapindales; Anacardiaceae. Gene Ontology annotation, molecular function: transmembrane receptor protein tyrosine kinase activity; ATP binding. Gene Ontology annotation, cellular component: plasma membrane; plasmodesma. Gene Ontology annotation, biological process: protein autophosphorylation.
UUUGUGAAGUGAAAAGAGAAAUAAAUUUAUACAUAAAACAAAUGAAAGCAUGUUGAAAAGAACUUUUACAAUCUGUUUCCAACCACCACCCAUGUUCUGCUAUCCUUUUUAAGAUAAGUAUGAUAUCCCUUAUCAUGAUUUUCUAGUAUUCAUUUGUAGAUUUUGUUCCCUCUUUUGGGUUAAGUUUUUCUUCUCAGAUCUGGGUUUUUUGUUGGAGAUUGGUUGAUUCAGGAGAAAGUUGCAGGUGGGAUUUUGAUAAUUCUGGGUUUUUUGGACGUUUCAUGUUGAACUUGAAUGCAUAUUUUGAAGUUUUGUGUGUUUAUUUUAUGGAUUUGUUUGGUGGUUUGAUGGACAUUUGGAGAUGAAGUUUUGAUUUUUUUUUCAUGCAUUUUGUAUGUGUUGUUUGUUGUUGAAUGUUCUUUGGUUAUAUUGUUAUUCAACUGGGAUUUUAAAUUGAGAAAGUGUGGUGAUGGAGAGGGUACAAUGCAGGGAGGUGAUGAGUGUAUUUCUUGUGGUGAUGAUCUUUGUGUUUAUCAGAAUUGGUGAAGCUCAAUCUCAGUCUUUUCUAAUAAAUUGUGGCGCUGAUUCUGCUGUUAGUAUAGAUGGUAGGAAAUGGGUUGGCGAUUUGGCCCCUAAUAACAAUGUCACUCUCAGUUCUACUGGUACGGCUGCCACUACUGCCACAUUGAGUGCUGGUUCAAUCUAUGAGCCAAUUUAUAAAUCUGCUAGAAUUUUCAAAGAUGGAUUGAACUAUACAGUUAAAGUAAUUCCAGGCAACUAUAUUGUUAGGCUCCAUUUUUGUCCCUUCCCCUUUGAGAAUUUGAAUGCCAAUGAUUCGUCCUUUGAUGUUGUGGCGAAUGGCCUCAAAUUGUUGUCUCAGUUGAGUGUUCCUGGUGAGAUUGCACACAAGAACUUGUACUUGCAAAGUUCAGGUGGCAAUGCAAGUUCAUUCUCUUUGAUUAAGGAGUAUGUACUGGGGAUCAAUUCGGAUGUUCUUGUCAUUGAGUUAAUCCCCAGUGAAGGAUCAUUUGGGUUUAUAAACGCCAUAGAGAUUGUCCCCGUGGUAGAUAGGCUCUUCGCAGAUGCAAUUCAGAAAGUGGGUGGAAAUGACAUGAAUUUAAAUUUGAGUGGUCGAGGGAUUGAAACCAUGUAUAGGUUAAAUGUUGGGGGUCCUGAGAUCAAACCCAAUCAGGAUUCAGAUCUCUGGAGAAUGUGGGAGGUCGAUUCCAGCUACAUGAUCACAGCAAAUGCUGGGGUUGAAAUCCGUAACAGUUCUAACAUUACCUAUGCCUCUAUGAAUGAUUCUUCCUUGGCUCCUCUCCUUGUUUAUGAAACCGCAAGAACCAUGUCCAACACUGAAGUCUUGGAAAAGAGGUUCAACAUGUCAUGGAAAUUUGAAGUAGAUCCUGAUUUUGACUACUUAGUUCGGUUACAUUUUUGUGAGCUGGUCUAUGAUAAUGCAAACGAGAGGAUUUUCAGAAUCUACAUAAACAACAGGACUGCAGCAAAUACUUUUGAUGUCUUUGUGCAGGCAGGGGGAAUGAACAGAGCAUAUCAUCAAGAUUACUUUGAUGCUGUGUCUUCUAAGACUGACACACUCUGGAUUCAACUAGGUCCUGAUACUGCAGCUGGUGCUUCAGGAACUGAUGCUCUCUUGAAUGGGCUCGAGAUUUUCAAGCUGAGCCGAAAUGGGAAUCUUGCAUAUGUAGAAAAAUAUGAUUCUGCUGGAAAUUCAGUUGGUCGUUCAAAGAGUUGGAUUCUUUGGGUGGGAAUUGGAGCAGGUAUAGCUUCUGUUGCCAUUCUUGCAGUUGCAUUUACUCUUGUCUUCUAUAUCUGUAAAAACCGGAGAGAAAAAACUAGUGACAUGAAAAACAACUCCCCUGGGUGGAGGCCACUCUUCCUUCACAGAGGCAUUGUAAAUAGAACUGCUAAUGCCAAGGGAACAGGAAGCCAAAAUCCAAAUGGAUCUUUGGCCUCUACCAGAUCUGGCAAGCGGUUUGCAUUGGCAGAGAUUCGUGCAGCAACUAAUGAUUUUGAUGAAAGUUUAGUGAUUGGAGUGGGAGGUUUUGGUAAGGUGUACAAAGGGGAGAUUGAAGACGGCUCCCUUGCAGCAAUUAAACGUGCAAACCCUCAGUCUGAACAAGGGCUGGCCGAAUUCGAAACAGAAAUUGAGAUGCUUUCGAAGCUCAGGCAUAGACAUCUAGUCUCCUUGAUUGGGUUCUGCGAAGAACAGAAUGAGAUGAUUUUGGUCUACGAGUAUAUGGCAAAUGGGACUCUCAGAAGCCAUCUAUUUGGAAGUGAUCUUCCUCCUUUGACUUGGAAGCAGAGAUUAGAAGAGUGUAUCGGUGCUGCCCGGGGACUCCAUUACCUCCAUACAGGAGCAGAGGGAGGGAUAAUCCACAGGGAUGUUAAGACAACCAACAUCCUAUUAGAUGAGAACUUUGUCGCGAAGAUGUCUGACUUUGGGUUGUCAAAAACUGGUCCUUCCAUGGAGCACACCCAUGUUAGUACUGCAGUGAAAGGAAGUUUCGGAUAUCUUGAUCCUGAAUAUUUCAGGAGACAACAGUUGACUGAGAAAUCCGAUGUCUACUCAUUUGGUGUGGUGUUAUUUGAAGUUGUUUGUGCUCGAGCUGUCAUAAAUCCAACCUUGCCAAAAGAUCAGAUUAAUCUUGCAGAGUGGGCAAUGAAGUGGCAGAGGCAAAGAUCACUCGAAACCAUUAUUGAUCCACGUCUCAAAGGGAAUUACUCUCCAGAGUCAUUGGAAAAGUUCGGGGAGAUAGCCGAAAAAUGUCUUGAUGACGAGGGAAAGAACCGCCCUACAAUGGGGGAAGUUUUGUGGCACUUAGAGUAUGUCCUGCAACUGCAUGAAGCUUGGAUGCGUGCCAACGAUAGAGAAAAUUCAUUUUCGAGUAGUCAGACUUUGGGGGAGCUAGAAGCGAGAGAUAUUGAAAAAGGCGAAGAAGUUCCAACUUUAGAGGAAGAAAACAGCAAAUGAGAGGUGGGUUUUGCAGUGAGCUUGGUCAGAUGUGAAGUGAGAAAUAGUGUGUUUUCAGUUACAGUCCUAUACAUUCAUAAAUUCUUUAUAUUUGUUUAAUGAAUUCAGUGCGAAUUUUAGAAUUCUUGUUGUAAUUGUUAAUUAACCAGAGAGAGGGAGUUAUUCAAAUUUUAUUCUUUGUAAUAUCGGCAUUAGUUACAGUCCUCAGUUUUAUAAUGUGAACUGGAGCUUCUUCAUUAUCACUCAUUGUGUAAUUUACACUUUAAUUGAAAAA